CUUCAGGCCCCUCCACUUCCCUCCCUUGCCCAUCACCAACCCCAGGACUCUGUUUCCCCUUCAGGACCCCUCUACACCUUACCUACGUCUCUCCUUACUUUUCCUCUCUCCCAUUUCCACUGUCCUACCCACACCCGUCUCUUCUCCCUCAUCCCCCACACUUCUCUCCCAACCCCCACUCUCCCUCCUCCUCUUCCAGCCCCGCCCCAUUUCUCCCCCUGCGCCUGCGCACUGUGCUCACCCUUGCGGUGGCGGCAGCGGCGGCUGCAGCACGAGGUGCAGAGGCGGAGCCCAUGGUGUAUGCGUGGGUGGGCACAAGGCCUUGCCUCCAGCGGCCACAUCACCAUGGCAGCCCCCGAGUUCUCCUCAGCCCCCUCUAAUGAGCAGUUCACAGGAAUCAAAGAGCUAAAGGCAACACAAGAGAAAGGGCUGGAGGAGCCAGACAGGGUCCCGAAAGCGUUAGACCUGCACAGUGCUGCUCGUGAGCCCGAGGCCACCGGCAGCCAGGGGCCACUGCAGGCCCUGCUCCUGGAAGGGCAGCUGCAGCUGGAGCUGGUGGCGACCCCGGCCGAGGAUGACAAGCACGCCCUGACCCUGCAGACUGUGCACUUGGCUUCGGGAGACCUGGGCCUGCUGAGUACGGGCUGGCUGGGCACAGAGCACCUGCAAGAGGUGCAGGUGGAGGUGCAGGAGGUUGGGGGUGUGCUGCCGGCGCUGCUGUGGCUGAGCGGGGAACCCCAGCAGAGCGAGCAGCAGUGUGUGGCCAUCACUGUCCAGGAGGAGCUGUCCCCACAGCAGGAGCUGGAGGUGAAUUUCCAUCUGCUGGGGGAGAGCUUGGCGGUGGUCAAAGAAGACCCUAAGCCAGCGCUGGAGAAAGGUCAGGAGGGCCAGCUGGUGGCUGAAGGAGGAGGGGCUCAAACAGCAGAAGAGCAGCUCUUUCUGGUGGAAGCCAGGCCUGGAGAUGAAGGAAGAGACGAAAUUAUUUUUACCGUUUCCACUUUAAACGUGGAAGAACAGAAAGAAAAGCCUGCACUGGGUCAAGCUAAUAUUGAAAAACCCAGCUCUACAAAAAGUCAGAGAAAAACAAAUGGAACAAAACAAAUCUUCCAGUGCAACCUCUGCGUGUUCACGUCUUCUAGACUCUCGAGCUUUAAUCGCCACAUGAAGAUUCACACCAGCGAGAAGCCCCACACGUGCCACCUUUGCCUGAAGACUUUCCGCACCGUCACACUCCUCCGGAACCACAUCAACGCCCACACAGGAACCAGACCCUUCAAGUGUGGGGACUGUGACAGGGCGUUUGUCACCAGCGGAGAGCUUGUCCGGCACAGGCGCUACAAGCACACUCAUGAGAAGCCUUUCAAAUGCACCCUGUGCAAGUACGCGAGUGUGGAGGCCAGCAAGCUGAAGCGCCACAUCCGCUCACACACAGGCGAGCGUCCCUUCCAGUGCCUGCUCUGCAGCUACGCCAGCCGGGACACCUACAAGCUCAAGCGCCACAUGCGCAUCCACUCAGGUGAGAAGCCCUACGAGUGUCACGUCUGCCACGCCCGGUUCACCCAGAGCGGCACCAUGAAGAUACACGUCCUCCAGAAGCACGGCGAGAACGUGCCCAAGUACCAGUGUCCUCACUGUGCCGCCAUCAUUGCAAGGAAGAGCGACCUGCGUGUGCACCUGCGGAACCUGCACACGUACCACGCCACGGAGAUUCAGUGCCGCUAUUGCCCGGCCACCUUCCACGAGCGCUACGCCCUCAUGCAGCACCAGAAGACCCACAAGAACGAGAAGAGGUUCAAGUGUGAGCACUGCAGCUACGCCUGCAAGCAGGAGCGGCACCUGGCAGUCCACGUCCGCACCCACACCAGAGAGAAGCCCUUCACCUGCUCGGCCUGCCACAGACACUUCCAGCAGAAGUCGCUUCUGGACACACAUUUCCAGAAACACCACGCUGUGGGUUUCCGCCCGACGGUCCACGAGUGCCCCAAGUGCGGCAGGGGCUUCUCCCGCUGGAGUAGCAUGCACAGACACUCGGAGAAGUGCAGCGCGGCGCAGGGGACAUCGGCCACCUCAGGGAGAGGAGGACGGGCGGAAAAGAGAAAGCAGGAAGCCCGCGGAGACGCAGGAGAGGACCACGAAGCCACCACGGAGGAGGGACAGCUCCAGGCCGAGGCCGCUCCCACUGACCACAGAGAGGCCACAGCCGAAAGUGGGGUCCCGGAAGGAAACUUGAGCUGCGAGGUGAUCUUCGACAUGAUGGUUAAGUGACGGGGAUUCCUUUCUGUAGCCUCUCACUCCCCAAACAAGUUAAAAAUUGUACCGUCUUUGUAACAGGUGCUAGUUACGGCUUUUCCAGAGUUUGCAGCAGUGUUUAGGAUUGUUUGCCCAUUUGAGGAUAAAUAGUUCCAAAACGAGUGGCAGAUGUUGUAGAAAAAACAUAAACCUUUGAGAACACCCACACCUAUGAAUUCACUUAAUUCUGACAAAGGUGGCCCCAGGAAUGGUGAUCAUUUUGGAGAAUAAUUAUCUCCACAGUAGAUCAAACCGGCUGCGCUUCAGCAGACAGCCAGGGCUGGAAAACUUUUAAUUUGAAUUGUACGCACUUGCAACAUUUCUAAUAUUAUGGUUUUUAUACAUUAAAAGACUAAUUUUUUAUCCUUUUCCCACAAAUGAAUUUUCCAUUAAAUUUAAAGCUACCACAAUGCUUUUAAUUAGCUCUAAAUUCAAAUGAUUUUAAUGUUAUUUUUAAAAGUGAGAAAUUAGACUACGACAAAGUCAUGAGUUACAUGUUUUUACUGCAAUGUAGGAGGGAGGCUCCACUCGGAAGUUUUAUUCUCUCUUAAUUGUAUUUUUGGCAGUUAGGAAAUUGCCCCUGGUUAUAUUCCAUUAUUUUUUAUUACUACUUCAGUC
Messenger RNA from Fukomys damarensis (Damara mole-rat), 2907 nucleotides. RefSeq names its product CCCTC-binding factor like (gene Ctcfl). The coding region runs from base 301 to 2265 and encodes 654 amino acids. Gene Ontology annotation, biological process: regulation of transcription by RNA polymerase II. The record is from RefSeq and is a predicted model, not a curated record. Gene Ontology annotation, molecular function: DNA-binding transcription factor activity, RNA polymerase II-specific; RNA polymerase II cis-regulatory region sequence-specific DNA binding. NCBI's taxonomy places the organism in Eukaryota, Metazoa, Chordata, Mammalia, Rodentia, Bathyergidae. The transcript is spliced from 11 exons. Gene Ontology annotation, cellular component: nucleus.